GGAUAGAUGACUAUAAAAGCGGCGAGUUUAAAGGAUUAGCAUGCAGUGCAUCCUGAGAAGAUCGAAUUCCGUCAUCAUGGCAGUUCGUGCUCUUAGUCUAGUGCUCCUGUUUACAUUUGUCACGGUCAUCUUCGGAUUGCCGACUUCUAAAUUAGACGACUCGAGUAACGCUGAGACAGUUGCAGCAGUUACAGAAAAACCGGAAGAACAGGAAGAACAUACAUUGUCACUCGAGUUGCAACCACCUUUUUUAGAUCGUAGUCGUAGAGACGUAAACGUAGAAACGAUACCUAACACAUUAAAGUCAGCUGUAAAUACUCACGAAGAACACACAUUGUCGACCGAGUUGCAACCGCCGCCGGUGCCCUUAGAAGAAAGGGAACAUCAUGCUAUAAUCUAUAUAAUUAAUCUAUAUGCUGUAAAAAAUGGUAGCAGCAACGUAUCAGAGGAAAUGUUCCAAAAUGAAGUCGUAAAAACGAUACCUGAUAUAUUGGAGCCGCUGGUGUCUGUUCUCCUAGUAGUAGAAGAUGAUGAUGAAAACGAAGAGUUAGAAAAGCCUACACCCGUUGACCUCGACGAAUUUGCACAGGGAUUGGAAGGCCAAGGUUUCAAGGUCGACAAGAUCGAUCUCGACAACAAGGCGAAAGUGCUUAAGAUGAAAUUGGAAAAGGCGGAGGCGCAAAGUAUGAUAGACUCGGCUUUGAAGGAAAAGAGAUACCGUCAAAAGAGGACCAUCUGUUUUAAAUGCGGAGGAGGUGGAUGGGGAAAACCGAAAGCAGUGAUAGUACCAGUUGUAGUCGUACCUAUUACAGGAGGGCGUCGUCGUCAUCAUGGAGGCUACGGCGGCGGCGGCGGCUGCGGAAAUCGUUGCGGUGGUGGUGGUGGAUACGGAGGCGGAGGCGGAGGUGGAUGGUCUCAAUCUUCCGCGUCGGCCCAGGCUUCCUCUUCUUCUGGAGGCUACGGCUGGGGAAAAAAAUAAGCAGAAUAUACAUAAUCACGUAAACGUGUUAAUUGCCAUUAAUGAUUUAUGCUGCCUUCAUGUUAAUGUUAAUACACGCAUACAGUACAAAAAAAAGUUAUAAAUUCUCCGAAUAAACCAUCACGAAUAAAAACUUUGCGAGUAUUAACAAUAUUCGAAAAUGGCUUUAAAAUUUUAUAACGUAAAGCGUCUCCUCUUCAUUCGUUUUGUAUAAUAGACACUUGUACUAGCGCACGGUGGCCGCGAAUAAAUAACAAAACAGGUUUGGCUUUAACAAAAA
Messenger RNA from Solenopsis invicta (red fire ant), 1259 nucleotides. RefSeq lists its product as uncharacterized. The record is from RefSeq and is a predicted model, not a curated record. Bases 41 to 979 code for a protein of 312 amino acids. The transcript is spliced from 7 exons. Lineage: Eukaryota; Metazoa; Arthropoda; Insecta; Hymenoptera; Formicidae.